This is a messenger RNA of Dendrobium catenatum, 882 nucleotides long. RefSeq lists its product as uncharacterized. NCBI's taxonomy places the organism in Eukaryota, Viridiplantae, Streptophyta, Magnoliopsida, Asparagales, Orchidaceae. The transcript is spliced from 2 exons. The coding region runs from base 1 to 882 and encodes 293 amino acids. The record is from RefSeq and is a predicted model, not a curated record.
AUGGCGGCGGAGAAUAUAAUAGUGCUAUCUUCACCAAUUAUAUGCUCUCGAAUGUCACUUAUACAGAAACUCAAGACAGAUUUCUCACUCAAGGAGCUUGUAUCUAUUUUCACAUUUCUUGGAGUACAAGUGCAGAAGAUGAAUUCUGGCUUAUUUCUGCAUCAGUCUCGUUAUGCUGAAAACUUACUUGAUCAGUUCGAUUUCUCCAAUUGUCGUCCUGUCUCCACGCCACUGGCACUAAAACCACCAGCUUGCUCUGAUGCACAUCAGCCAUUUUCAGAUCCAACCUUAUAUCGCAGACUUGCUGGUUCGCUAAUGUAUCUUACAAUCACUCGUCCAGACUUAGCAUAUGCGACAAACCACAUUUACCAAUCAAUGCAUCAUCCAACCAAUCAGCAUUUUCAGUCCCUAAAAUGCCUUCUUCGUUAUAUUAAAGGGACUAUAAACUUUGGCAUCCCCUUUUGCUCCGGUGACUUACAACUCCACACAUUUGUUGACUCAGAUUGGGCUGCGGACAAAGCUGAUCACAAGUCUGUCAUUAGUUUUUUCUCCUACUUGGGUCCAAAUCUCGUCUCUUGGCAUGUCAAGAAACAAGCCACUGUUGCCAAAUCAUCUACCGAGGCUGAAUACAGGGCUCUCUCGGCCGCCACAUCAGAUGUCCUAUGGUUAAGACAUCUUCUACAUGAAUUUCAUGCAACUCAGUCAGAACCUACUCCCAUAUACUGUGAUAACACCUCUACUAUUGCUUUAGCACACAAUCCUGUAUUUCAUGCCCGGACUAAGCACAUUGAGCUUGAUUAUCAUUUCAUCAGUGAACACAUUCGAGCAGCUGCCAUUUUGUUCUGCACAUCAGUUCACUUGAUCAACCGGCUGACAUUCUGA